AUGCCCUCGCUCCAUCUGCCCGGCUGCGGCCUCCCCGUGCACCAUCUGCCAUCCCGCCACUUCCCAGUCCUCAUGGGGCUGGCGGAAACCGACUUCAAGGCCCUGACUCUCACCAUCCGCGAGAUUUGCCUCAUGAGAGCCGUCGAGGAAAUCACCAACAAGCCCGACUGGUGGGUCAAGGUCAAGCAGCCCGACGUUGCCGACAAGUGGAGGCUCGAAGCCCUGGCCAUGGACUGGGCUGCCUAUCACCGCUUCGCCGACUUUACGCCCGCAAUGGCUGACGCCUGCAUCGCCGAGCUCAAGCACAAGGCCGACCUGUACGAGAAGACGGGCCUGGUCCCCAUCCUGGACUACUCCGCCGCCGUCAUCAAGUCGGACAGCAUUGUCCCCGACGGCCUCUGGCAGAGCCUCAGGCUAGCCGUCGCGCCGCUCGAGCAGGUGCCCGAGCUGGACAGGGACUGGCACCCGGGCAGCAGGCAAACGGUGCUCAACCUGGUCCACCCGUCCCUGUGGCCGCUCGUCUACGGCAGAUCCAGGGUCCUCACCGACAGGCGGGUAGGCGUCGACGACGCGCUGCGCAGCUGCGGCACGGGAGCAGUCAUUCCGGAGCCGGACGAGGCGCCCGAGGGCAUGGCCCACUGCGUGUCCACCAGGUUUCAAUGGCUUCCCUGCGACGUCCUGGUGCGCGAGGACGGGCGCGUCAAGGUGGAGAGCUACAUCAACAACUUGCAUCCGGUCAAGCACGCGGCUCUGUACCCCGUCAUUGAGGAGUUUAUCGAAAAAUCGCUCCCUGCCUGGGACGUCUUGUAUCGGUGGCCGGAUGAGUUUGCCAUGAGGCGGCUGUCGACGGAGCGCGCCAGAGUUCGCUGCAGAGCCAAGCAGACGUGCAGGAAAUCCCACUACCCUUGCACGCCGAAAGCGAGGCCGACGAGGGAUGAUGAGCCGCGGCGACGGAAAUGGGAGGAUGGCUACAGCGACUCUGAGAUUUCCGAGAGCGACGCGGACGACGGGGACGACGAGGAUGGCGAGGACGGCGAGGACGACGGGGACAGCGAGGACGGCAAGGGCGGCAAGGACGACGAGGACGACGAAGACGGCAAGGACGAGCAGGUUGUGCAACCGGAGACGGCAGCCAAAGCUCACCCCAGAAAUCGGAUCAAGGUCCUGGGCCAUCUUGGCCUAAAGAGCCGAGAUGAGUCCGAGUAUGAUACGGAGCCGUCAGCCGAUGAAGACCAUCAGGACAAUGACGUCGACGCUUCCGACGACGAACAGAACGGAUCCGACGACUCGGACUCGGACGUAGAGCGCAACCCAAACCACAUAUCAGAGCGCGACGUUAAGCGUCGCGACUUUUGCUGGUUCAACAAGACUCACCCUGUCGUUGCGCCCGAGCCGCAAAAGCAGUGUCCAGUCCGGCUGCGAGCCGACCACGUCCCAACCUCGGACUUCUUCUCCUUCAUCCCCCAGCAGGCCGAGGGCUUGCCACCCCGCACCCGUCGUCUCCAGGUCAUCGUCAAGCUCGCCAGCAUCCAUCUCACGCCGGAAAAGCCCGCCUACGACGGCGGGUCGUGGCACGUGGAAGGCCAGCUCAACGAGCACAUCUGCUCGACCGCCCUGUUCUACUACGACAGCCAAAACGUCACAGAGAGCCGCCUCGACUUCCGCACAAUGGCCAACCGCGACCAGCUGGACGAGUACCCGGCCCUGGCCUACGAGCAGUACGACUGGCGCACCAUCCGGCGCCUCUUUGCCAUCGAGUCGCCGGGCGGGGGCUCGACCGUCCAGGAGAUUGGCAGCGUCCUGACCCGCGAGCGCCGAGCCGUCUUCUUCCCCAACGUCUUCCAGCACCACGUGAGCCCGUUCAGGCUCGACGACCCCACGCGGGAGGGCCACAGGAAGAUCCUCGCCCUGUUCCUGGUCGACCCCGCCGUUCGGGUCAUUUCCACGGCCAACGUGCCGCCGCAGCGGAGGGACUGGUGGCUUGACCAGCUGGACUUGGGCGAGGGGAGGCUGCCGCCGGAGCUGGCGGACAUGGUGUUGAGGAAUGUCGAUGAUUUCCCGAUGGGUGAGCCCGAGGCGAGGGCGUAUCGCGCGGAGCUCAUGGCGGAGAGGUCGGCCAACGAGUGGAGGGCGGCGGACAAGAUGAGGGCGGUUGAGUGGAAUUUCUGCGAGCAUUGA
This is a messenger RNA of Ustilaginoidea virens, 2178 nucleotides long. RefSeq lists its product as uncharacterized. The record is from RefSeq and is a predicted model, not a curated record. NCBI's taxonomy places the organism in Eukaryota, Fungi, Ascomycota, Sordariomycetes, Hypocreales, Clavicipitaceae. The transcript has 2 exons. Bases 1 to 2178 code for a protein of 725 amino acids.